UAUUGAUAUCGGUAUCGAUAUCAAUUAACUCGAUUGAUUUCAGCUCCUUUCAACUGUAUUGUUUUAUUUUAUAUUUGGGCAAUACUUACGACACUGACAUCGCACAAUAAAAAUAAUGGAACUGAGUUAGUCGUCGCCCAGGUCAGACUCGGAAAACAUGGCUGGAAUUUGUCCCCGGGAGGCGGUGCGGGUGAAAGUGAAGAAAUGCGAGCCAACUGCACGGCCAGAAUGGAGAAAGUUUUCCGUGGAUCCGCAGAUCACGACGUUGGAGGUUCUCUAUUCUCUGCUGGCCAAGGCCUUUGACGUCAAGUCGGACUUCUCCAUCAAGUACAAGGCCUUCGACCCGGCGGGUAACGAGAUCUACCUGGCAGUACGAUCCGAUUGGGAUCUGGAUGCCGCCUUCCUUCGGAUUCACAACAUAUCCAUUCAGACGGCAUCUGAGCCGUGCCUCAUCCUGCAGAUUGAUGUCAAACCUUUUACGGUGGUUAGGGAAUGCGAGACGGAAGCCUCUCCAGGAAGAUCAUCCGCAGGAGCACCUGCUCCUGCCACUCCUUCCGCUCCAACCCCCGCACGUGAGCUUAUGUCACCACUGCAAUCCUUAGGGGUCUCCCAGAAGUAUGUGCAGCAUAUGCAAACCAAACUGGGAAGCUCCAUUUUGAACCAGAUGGAGAAAACCUUUUCCAUCGUUCAGAAAGCCUUUAACCUGUCUGAGGAGCACAUGGCCAAUCUGCCGCCACGACCGCCCAUGUGCGACAGCGAAUUCCGGCUCUUCCUGGACGCGCUGGGCCAGAUUCAACGGAAAGAUGAACUGCACAGGGUCAUCUUCCUGGGAGGCAUCGAUCCCAGCCUGCGACGCGUCGUAUGGAAGCAUCUUCUUAAUGUUUAUCCCGGUGGUGCUAAUGGUCUGGCUCUGGAUGGCCACCAGCGCAUGGAGUUCAUGCGUCGCAAGUCUGAGCAGUAUUGCCGACUGCGGGACACCUGGAAAGCGGCCGUUAAGCGAGGCAGUGUGGCCGGCGAGUUGGCCUACGUUACAAGCAUGGUGAAGAAGGACGUGCUGCGCACGGAUCGCCUGCAUCCAUUUUAUGCGGGCAGCGACGACAAUCAGAAUAUAGCAGCGCUCUUCAAUAUCCUAACCACAUACGCACUGAACCAUCCCACGGUGUCUUAUUGCCAGGGAAUGUCUGAUAUUGCAUCCCCGCUACUGGUCACCAUGAAUGACGAGGCCCAGGCCUACAUCUGCUUUUGUGCCAUAAUGGCACGAGUGCGCGGAAACUUUAUGUUAGACGGAAUUGCGAUGACGCAGAAAUUUGCCCAUCUAACGGAGGCACUGAGCUUCUACGACCCGGAGUUCUGGGAGUACCUCAAAUCUCAACAGGCAGACGAUCUACUCUUCUGCUACCGCUGGCUGCUGCUGGAGUUAAAGCGAGAGUUCCCUUUCGAGGAUUCCCUGCGCAUGCUGGAGGUCCAGUGGAGUUCACUUCGAUAUCGGAGCGAUGGCGAGAAGGAGCUUCCACUUUUUGAAAAGGAAUUUGUACCAAUUACGGAAAGCUCCAUACCCAAUAGCGCCAGCACUUUCUCUAGCUCUUACAGCGCCACGCCGACAAGUCCAUCCUAUCUGCUAACCAAGCCGCGCGAAAAUCCAUAUACCAAGGUAUGUGCUUUGCGCCGCCAGAGUUCCUCAGCCUCUCUAAGCUCUCUUAGUUCAUCGUUGGGAACUACUGGCCAUGCUCUGGACAAUACAAAACGGCUGAAUCACAGUCUGGACGAUAAUAUGUCCCGUCAUGCAACCGCUGCUGCUCGUCGACAGAGACGCACUUCGGCCAAGGUUCAUCAGAGCCUUGACGAGUCUAAAAUGCUUGCGCUGAUCGAAGGAGCGAUGGAUAAUAAGAAUGUCAAGUUGGCGCAAGAUUUGUCUGCCGGGGAAGAAACAGAAGAUGAUGAUGUAUUUGAUAAGAGGGAGUCGCCAAGUUUUCUGGAAACCAAUCCUUUUAAGGAUGAUGCCCAGAGAACACCUGAGAAAGUAAACGAAACCACACCUGUGUCGCCAGGACGAGCCUUUCUGUGCAGUUCUUCCUCUUCGAUUCUGGACGAGGACACCAGCGAGAGGAACGCAAAGCUGCAGCACAAGAAUAUCUUAACCGUGAGCAAUAUUAUCGCCAAACAGCUUGCCACGAAUGCCAGCCAAGUGAGCGAAAGUAUGAAGCGAGUGAGUAGCACCAGUGGUGGUCACUUUAAGGAUCUCAAGGAAAAACUGGCGGCAACCAGUCGCAUUGGACUCUCCUUUGAUGGUGAAGGAGGCGACGAUGGCGAUCGAAAGAUACCGCCAAAGCUUGUGAAGAACUUCAAUGAAUUCCUAAAUUUUGCAACUAUAAAUAAGAAUCGUAUAUCCGAUCGUUUUGCCACUCAGCCACAACAGCCUACAGCUCCGACUUCGGUAACUAAGCCUUUGGUUCAGCUAACGAAGAGCGGACUGGGAAGCUCCCUAGACGAAUCCGAUUCCUCCUCAUUGCCGGAGACCAGCUGGAGCGCAUCCACAGCUGCAACGGCCAUUCAGCAGGCGCAGGAACUGAGCAGCUACAAUCUGCAAUUGGAUUUGGAGAGCAAUCGCACAUGCGAACCAGACGAUUCAAACACACCGGAUCAAGAUCAGGAUCCCGACCAAGAGUACUAUCCCAUGACGACGGCCAUAACUCGUGAACUACGCUUGGAGGCCGAGAAUUUGGAUCGUCAGGUAUUCGGGCUGCCCUUUACGGAGAGCGAAAAACGGGAUGACAUAGAGUACGAGAAGCUGGACAAGGACGCACUUGACUUAGUGGAGGAUCUAAAGGAGAACGAGAUCAUUACAUGUCCUGAUGUCAGUGAGCUACAUAUGCGACGUCGACAGCGACUGGCAGCCAAGAGCAAUAGCGUCCAGCAAAACGAGUCGCACGCCUUUAAUCCAUUCAUCGACGAAAGUCAGCUUCUUCUGGAUGGACACAAUCCACUAGGGAUGCGCAACAGCAGCAGUUUACCGGAGGUCAUUCUGCCCAUUUCCACGGAGCCCAGUCUGGUGGAGGUAUCGCCUUUGGUGGAAAUCGCCACAAAUGCCGAUGAUGAAAGCGCCUACGCUCGAUCCCCACAGCGUUCAACACAUCUUAAUGGUGUUAGCGCACUGAACGCCACGGCAGCUGCACUUCCGCCGCCAUCGGAAUUUGGUGGAGGCAACGCUUUCCUGAUGUUUCUCUGCUUGACUCUGCUGCUGCAGCAUCGAAACACGAUCAUGAAGGCGGGAAUGGACUAUAACGAGAUUGCAAUGCACUUUGAUAAAAUGGUGAGAAAACACGAUGUCACUCGGGUGCUCAAUCAGGCGAGGCGCAUGUUCGUGGAGUACCUCAAGGCUCAGAGCAGCCCGCAGCGCCAGAGAUCACCCAGUGGCUCUGUUCCCAAUGCAUCCACAGGCGCCAACUUGACCGCCUCCAUGCCGGCGUAGAGUGAUUACAGUUCUACCAGUUUCGGUGAAACCAUAGUAUUCCCAAAAUUUUGACUAUCACUUAAGUAAGCCAACCUUCUGAGUAUUUGUUCCCCGCUGGAUUUCCAUGACACGUUUUCGUUCUUGCAUUAAAUGGAAGCUUUAACUUAUCACAUACCUUGUUUCCAAAUUUAUAUAUUUGGAAUUCUCUUAUAUAACUAAAAAAAAUCUUUCAUUUUAAUAUUUAAACCUCAAGAAUUUAAAGAAAGUUUCACUUGAUGUAUCCAAAAACUCAAAGGUCCAAGUGACAGUUACUAGGAGUAGAAUCGCUCAAGGUGAACAGCAAUUGUAAAACCAAAGUCUUCUUUUUUGUACGUAAACGGAUUUUGUACUUUCUUAUUUUAAAUUAAGAUUUUAUUUAUAUAUUUAUUCCUACUUAUCUGUAUGUGCAGCUCUUCACCAAAUGAUCAUACGUGUGUGUUUGGUUUAAAAUCGCUUUAUUUCACUAGUCUGCUAAAGCAUUCCAUGCUCUUGUAAAGAUUUUAUUUUAGACUUAAAAAGGCGGUUAAAUAUUAAUUUAUGCAAUUAAAUUGACGGAUCUGUAACCCAUUUAACUAUGAUCUUAUUAUCUCUAAACGUUCUGUAUCUUAUUAAUCUCCAAACUUAAUCGGAAAACAAAGUAAUUUUGUAAAUUAUAAUUGAAACCAAAUGGUAAGAGUUAACGACUAUGCUAUGUAAAGUUACAAAAACCAACUUUUAAACAAUCGAUUAAUAAACAAAUUCGAAGUAAA
Drosophila eugracilis is the source of this 4239-nucleotide messenger RNA. RefSeq lists its product as uncharacterized. Gene Ontology annotation, molecular function: GTPase activator activity. Lineage: Eukaryota; Metazoa; Arthropoda; Insecta; Diptera; Drosophilidae. The coding region runs from base 158 to 3469 and encodes 1103 amino acids. Gene Ontology annotation, biological process: regulation of autophagosome maturation; activation of GTPase activity. The record is from RefSeq and is a predicted model, not a curated record. Gene Ontology annotation, cellular component: autophagosome. The transcript is spliced from 3 exons.